CACUCAUUGAGCUUUUAAGGGAAGCGGUGCUAUCUAUUGGCUAUUCUCCAACUGUCAGAGUGCGAGUAAGCAAUUAGAGAUAUGCAGAAAACUGUGUAGCAAAUGUGUAACAAGUGGCUCAUAGUUGGUGAAAGUAGAAUAAAUGGACUAUGCACUGCCACCAAAACAUGAUGACUGCGUCUGCACAGCUGUGUUUGCUGGCAUAUUUAACUCUGACUUUGGGGUUGACUUUGGGUUUGGGCCCAAACAAAAACAUGGGGUUUACGUUCCUCUUACCAGCUGGAAGCACAGAGUGUUUUUACCAAAGGACGGCGAUGAACGACAGCAUGGAAGUUGAAUACCAGGUGAUAGCAGGGUCAGGUCUGGAUGUUGGGUUUAUCCUCCUCUCACCCACCGGACAUCGGCUAGUCUCUGACUUCAGGAGGUCUGAUGGUAUCCACAUGGUGGAUCCCACAGUUGAUGGAGACUACCGGUUAUGUUUUGACAACAACUUCAGUAAAAUGUCAGAGAAGAUGGUGUUUUUUGAGGUCGUCAUUAAUAAUCAGAACAGCAAAAACGGAGGCCAAGAUGAUUGGUUAGAGACUGUAACUUCAGACAGCAUGGUGGACUACAAAAUGGAAGACAUCAGGGCGAGAAUGGACUCUGUGCACCGGCACCUGGAGAAAAGCCAUCAGGUCCAGGCCAUGCUGAGGGCAUUUGAGGCGAGAGACCGCUACCUUCUGGAGGACAACUUGUGGCGAGUGUCCUUUUGGUCCUGCGUAAACCUGUCGGUCAUGCUCACUGUUGCUGUUGUUCAAAUUUACACCCUCCGACGCCUCUUUGUCAACACCAAGCAGGUCCGCACAUAACAAAACCAUCCUUACCUCCAUCGACGAAAGACUAGCAGAAAACACUCAACUGACAUGGGAGCUGAAUUUAAAGGAAUAGUUUACAUCAUCAUUUUAAAAAGCUGGUUUUUGCACUGGAUUUUUUUUUAAUUGUCAAAAACUGUUCCCUUUGAUGCAUUGUGGAAACCACUUUCUGCUUUUGUGUCAUCCCUGAAAUCACAUUUAUAGCACAGUAGUGGAUGCCUGUAGCACCGGUAUUUGUUAAAAGUUUCAUUAGGGAAGCUAGAACGUCAGUUGUUCUCCCUUGAAAGUUUAUUGAAUUACAAACACUACAUUUGGCACAUCUAGAAACUAAGAUUAUCAGAACACCAAAAAACUAAUUAUCAGAUACGUCACCUCAUGAAAGCGCAUGAUGAAGCUUUUUAAAAGCUUUAAAAACAAAAAAACAACAAAAUGAUGCAAAAUAGUAACUGUAAUAAAAUAAAUAUUUAUAAUCAUAAAAAGAAAAGUCCCUGAUUAGAUUUACUAUAUGACAGUUAAAUAUUACACAAAACAAUAACAGUCAGGUGGCUGGGGAAAAGGCAUCAGAGUCACUUGUUUCAUGCAAUUGCACUUUGUGGUACUAAGGUGGAGAAGUCAGUAAAACCAGGUGUCUAUUUUUAUAACUGUGAGCAGUUACAGACUCUGCCAUGAAUCAUUUUAUUGUGGUAAUGCUCCACCACUUGAAAGGCAUUCUCUCUUUUGCAUCACUGAGCAGAUACAUGAAAAAUUAUAAUACAAUUCUCCUGCUGCACUUUGUGAGUUGGCACCAGAACUGAAAUGAUACAAAACAAAUGCUCUAAGGUCUUCUGGGGGAUUGGGAACAGAGAACUGAAAGUACACCAUGAGAUUUCAAACCAUUUCAGCUUUUUGUGCCCACAAUCAUUAGUGUCAUUAUCCCAAAGAAAGAAAGAAACAAAACCCUGAACCAUGCCACUCAGUUUGAAUUCUUCAGUUAGGCUGCAGGACUGUAACACCGUUAUUGGGAGUGCCUCUUUGUUUUGAUGAAGUGAAAUUAAAACGUGCUCUUCUGCUCCCAUUGUUGUCAUUGAUUGGAGUCAUUUCACAUUCACUGCGGAGCGGCCAAGGUCACUGCUGGUUUCGACGAGGGGCCGGGCGCCUGUUCAGGAACAACUGACAUUAAUCUCUUGGUGACACGCAGUAAAGAAUUGCCGUUGACAUGUUAACCCUUCAGGAUCCAGUUAGCAAAACAGCAAGGACACUUGUACUGUGGCGGGUGCCGGCUGAAGGAUAGGACCUUUUGUUUAAGCAAAGGGAAAUACUAGGGAAGUGCAUUUCACAUUUGAAUUUUAAAUACUGCCUGGAAAAAUCUAAACACUAAAAGCAACCUUUUAUCUUUCAUCAGUGUGAAAAAUGUAUGAUUAUAUCUCAAUUUAGUGUUGCAAGAGAAAAUCUGAGAAGCUGUUAUUGGAAGAUGAUUUGGCCCACAGAGAAACAAUGAUUAAAAGUUAAUGUUGCAAAAAUGUAGUGUUCCUGCUCAUCACCACAGGAUUUGUCAAGAUGCAUUUCUGCAGGCUGUUAAGUAGAAGGUUGCCAUAGGAAUAUGGGCUUGUUUUAGCCCGAGAGAGGGAGAGCGAAAGCAAAGAGAAAGGAGAGGACCACCAGGAAAUGCUCUAUACAUUAUCUGAGAGAAAGAGAGAAGACCACACAAGACACAAACAGACACCAACCACCAGAGCCAGUCCCUUUAUUGUACACAACACCUCUUUAUUUACUCGCCUUUCUAAAUCCGUUCAUGUUGUUUAUUCAAAUCAAUUAAUUGCUACAGAGGCACUUGACAAGGUUUGAAGAAAAAAAAAAAAAAAAAAAAUGUUUGCAGGUUGUUUCCAAUCCCCGUCUUCCA
Molecule: messenger RNA, 2730 nt
Organism: Haplochromis burtoni (Burton's mouthbrooder)
Lineage: Eukaryota; Metazoa; Chordata; Actinopteri; Cichliformes; Cichlidae
Product: transmembrane emp24 domain-containing protein 1
Exons: 4
Coding region: 150-848 (232 amino acids)
Biological process (GO): Golgi organization; intracellular protein transport; endoplasmic reticulum to Golgi vesicle-mediated transport
Cellular component (GO): Golgi apparatus; endoplasmic reticulum; COPII-coated ER to Golgi transport vesicle
Source: RefSeq, a predicted model, not a curated record